GUUCCGCGUUAUUGGCUGCCAGCAGAUGGGAGACUUUUACCUUUAACUGAGAGAAGCAGUACAAUUGGUCGUCGUCGUCCGAUUCCAAAUCAGGAUCAACUUUUUCUUCUUCCAGCACCCCGGAGAGGUAGAAAUCGGCCAGGACCGCUGGGAACUGAAAGAGCGACUGCAACAGGACUCCGAGCAUGGAGCCUAUAACGUCGUGGAGCGAGGAGAGUGUCAGCAAGUGGCUCCAAGGUUUGGAUGCCCCCCUGCAUCAGUAUCCGGUUGCAGAGUGGCAUUUAGCAGGUGUGGACCUGCUCCAAUUGACUUCUCAGGACCUGGAGCAGUUGGGAGUCCAUAAGAUUGGACACCAGGAGAUCAUACUGGAGGCUGUGGAAAAACUGUGCUGUCUGACUUAUGGUAUAGGUGGUGAGAACCUGCGUGGUCUGACAGAGAAGCUCCGCGCUGUUGCUCACGGCCUACAGAUGGGCAUCCAGAGCCGCUGGCGCCUCAACAACUACGAUGGACGGAGCACUUUCAAGCUGACUCCUGGGGUUCUGCAUCUUCUAGUGGAACUCAUCACGUCAGCCAAAGGCCUCUUUUCUUUGCUCAACAGAUAUCAGUUUUCCCAGCUGGCCACAUACACCACCACCAAGAACAUAUUCAGUUACUGCAAAGAGCUGGGAGACAUUGUGCACAAGAAUAACACUGUCUAUGAAAAAGAAAAGGACAUCAUCUCUGUUUCCCGUCAGUUGGUGGGGGUUUGUGAUGAGAUCCUGAACUCCAGCCCUGAAGCACUCCUCACCCAUACUGCUCAGCUGGAGAGCCUCGACCUGGUACCCAUAUCACCUGGUGAUCAGCUGGGCAUUGAGAUAACGUCCACCAACUCCAGUAACCACUACGUGACCGGAACUGCUGCUGAGCCUUCUACUGAUGCCUACGUAAAGAUCUUGGCUGGUGAUGAAGUGAUUCAAGUCAAUGAUCAGAUAGUGGUGGGCUGGAGCAGAGCUAACCUCGUGAAGAAGCUGCGUGAGAGUCCCAGUGGAGUGACUCUCAUCUUGAAGACGAUCCCUGGAUCAGUGCGACACAAAUACUCAGUCCAGCUCUCCUCUGCACAGAAAGAAGACAACACAGGAGAAAAGUCAGAGGAGGAAGACGAAAAGGACGAGGAGGACAAUCCACGGCACUCCAUAUUUAAUAGAGUGGCAGCAUCUGUCAGGUCCUUCUCUUUUAGGCGAGCUGUUCAGAGGCCAGAGAUACAACAGCAGCCCAUGGGACAGGAGGAAUCCGAGAUACCUUCUGAACCAGAGACUACUUCAAAUCUAAGCCAACAGGGGGCGCUUUUGGGACCAACAGGGUCCAGCAGUUUGCAUGGUUCAAGGCUUUCCCUGAAUUUCGAAAGAGACCGGUCGCCCUCACCUCUAAGAAACAAACAGGAAAGAGCUAGCAUCAGUUCCUGCCCUGACAUGGUGGGACAGACGGGGAACAAGGAGGGUAAGAAGAGCUCCACAAAAGGAAUGACGACGGCUUUGAGUCGGCGUCGUGUGUCCUGCCGUGAUUUGAGUCACCCCGACUGUGACGGCUGGCUUUGGAAGAAAAGAAAGGAGAGCAGUGUCUUCAUUGCGCAGAAGUGGCAACGUUUCUGGUUUGUGCUCAAGGGGCCUCACCUUUACUGGUACAAGAGCCAACAGGAGGAGAAGGCAGAGGGUCUGCUCAAUAUAUCCAGCUAUGGCAUAGAGAGCGCCGGAGAGCACAAGAGAAAAAACGUAUUCCAAAUGUGCCACCAGAAGUUUCAGAGCUUCAUCUUCGCUGCAGAUAAUGUCACUGACAUGAGCAAGUGGAUAAAUUGUUUGAUCAUUGCUAUACAGAAGCACAAGAAGUCCCACAAAGGCCCAGACAGUGAGGAAGAGUGUUACAGUGAAACUGAAUCGGAGAGUGAAUCAUCUCCUUCAUCUCGCAGGAAAAACAAGAAGGUACAGUCCAACACUAUGCCUCUCCCCAAGGCUAAGAACAGGGUGCCGUUAUCAAAAUCGGCAAUAGAGGGCAGCAAAGGAACAGAACCUGCUCAAGUAGAUGAGAUGGGCAGGAUGUUAAACAACUUAAAGGAAGGAGGUGUUUCUUUGAUUGGUCACGAGCAGCCCCUUACGCAGGACCACUUUAGGAAGUCAUUUAUUCGGCGCAACAAGAAUCCCAUCAUCAAUGAAAAGGCACUCACACUCCGAGCUCUGCAAAGCACUCUAAAGGCCAAAGAAGCGGAGUUGCAGCAGAUCAACAGGAUCCUGGAUGACUCUGAUCUGACAGCUUCAAAAUACCGUCAGUGGAAGGAGAACAAUGAGGAACUUAUCCAAGAAAUUGAGAAACUGGCCGCACUCAAGGCCUCCAAAGCAGGGGAUCAGGCGCCUGUGCAGGACACACCUACUGAGGAGGUUGCCUUAGAAACUGUUGCCAAGGAAACAGCCACCGCAGAGACAGAAGGCGCAUACAGACUAAGUCUUAGCGAUGGGGAGCAGUUAGUCGAUGCACAGCCAUCUGAUGUUCUUUUGGAGAUCCCACAAGCGUCUCCAAGCCCAGUAUUAGAAUUCUCUCUUGGAUCGCUGCAAGAUUCAAUAAACAGACAGCUCAGUGAAAUGGCGCAAAGUGGAGACUCUGCAGAGAACUACUUCUUCAUUUAAGACCACACUGAAAAAAAUCUCACCAGUUCAGAGUCGCUCUGUUUAAUAACAUUUAAUAGACAAAUGAAAGAGUUUCUUCAUGCAACAGUGUGAGACAGCACAGAGGUUUUUCCAUUAGGAAUAGGGAAAAGGGCCACAAAAUCAAAAAUCCAAUCAAGAAUGUCAGUGAAAUGUGUGAGUACAUGUUUGUAUUUUUCUAUAGAAACAAAUUUAGAUAUAUGACAAGUUUACAACAGCAAGGAGAACAUGAAAUUGCCAAGUGUCACAGUCUCAGUUUGAUAUGUAUUUAUAGAAUUUUAAAAUUUUCUUCUGUGGUUAAAAAACAAAAAUCUUGUGAUGUAAGUAACCUUUUGCAAUGUGAUAUGUAAAUACAGUUUUAUUAUAAAUACUCUAUGUAUUUGUUUAUUGACAUUACCUUAAUAAAGGUCCAUGUGAAUAA
This is a messenger RNA of Archocentrus centrarchus (flier cichlid), 3093 nucleotides long. RefSeq names its product connector enhancer of kinase suppressor of Ras 1 (gene cnksr1). The coding region runs from base 186 to 2654 and encodes 822 amino acids. The record is from RefSeq and is a predicted model, not a curated record. Gene Ontology annotation, molecular function: protein binding. The transcript is spliced from 21 exons. Lineage: Eukaryota; Metazoa; Chordata; Actinopteri; Cichliformes; Cichlidae.